This is a messenger RNA of Corythoichthys intestinalis (scribbled pipefish), 4634 nucleotides long. RefSeq names its product stromal membrane-associated protein 1-like. Bases 145 to 1518 code for a protein of 457 amino acids. Gene Ontology annotation, biological process: regulation of clathrin-dependent endocytosis. The record is from RefSeq and is a predicted model, not a curated record. Gene Ontology annotation, molecular function: GTPase activator activity; metal ion binding. The transcript is spliced from 10 exons. Lineage: Eukaryota; Metazoa; Chordata; Actinopteri; Syngnathiformes; Syngnathidae. Gene Ontology annotation, cellular component: cytoplasm.
GCGAUUCCGGUUCCGGGUGUCUUCAUACCAGUCGAAGGCGCUCGCUUUCCUGAUUAUGUUCUUUUAUCGGAAACUUUUUUCGACCAUCGACAAAAAAUUGUAGCUAUUUUUUUAAUCCGACAAGUUAAACGGAAGAAGGAGAACAUGACGACCCGCUCCGAGAGAGAGAAGGCCCAGAAACUGAACGAGCAGCACCAGGCCAUCCUGUCCAAAAUGCUCAGAGAGGAAGACAACAAGUAUUGUGCCGACUGCGAGGCAAAAGGUCCAAGAUGGGCGUCUUGGAACUUGGGGGUAUUUAUCUGCAUUCGGUGUGCGGGCAGCCACAGGAACCUCGGUGUCCACAUUUCCCGAGUGAAAUCGGUCAACUUGGACCAAUGGACCCCAGAUCAAAUUCAGUGUAUACAGGAUAUGGGAAACACCAAGGCCAGGCAGCUUUAUGAGGCUAACCUUCCAGAAAACUUCAGACGACCUCAAACAGACCAAGCAGUUGAAUUCUUCAUUAGAGAUAAAUAUGAGAAGAAAAAAUACUACAGUAAGAAUGUGACCAAUGGAGGCAGUCCUAAAGAUUGUAUUAAGAAGGAGAAGGAGAGCGAGCGAGGGAGAAAGGUGUCUUCUUACACCAAGAAAAGUGAAGAGUCCACGCCAGUUCCUAAAAUCAGUCCAGUUAAGACUUCAGAGCCUUCUGUGAACCUACUAGGACUUGAUGCACCAACAGCUGCACCAAGCAACAAUGGGAUAACAAGCACAAGCCAGAACAAUAACGACCUGGACAUAUUUGGACCAAUGGUGUCCAACCCCCUUCCCUCGUCAACGUCGACUGCUCAGUUUCCUCAGGGGGGCUCUAGCAGUGUUGCGGGCACUCCUACACAAGCCCCAGCAGCGGCAAUGGGUGGAGCUGGGUCGGGGUCAGGACAGGGUGACCUUGACCUGUUUAAUGACAGUAGCAGCACAACUAAGACAGAAGAUAGCACAAAGAAGACAUUGUCCAAGGACUCCAUCUUGUCACUAUAUGGAACCAACAACAUGUCACCGCAGGCUUCGGCUGCUGGCAUGUUUAUGGGACCCUCUCAGAUGCAGUUUCCUGUCCAGACCUCUGCUGGUUAUCAGGCCUUUCCUGGCAUGGGCAAUGCCGUGCCGCCUACGACUGUCAUGGGUGCCAUGAUGGCACAGAGUGGAGCAGCCAUGAUGGGCCCCAGUCCAGGAAUGAUGGUUGGGAUGACCAUGCCCAAUGGCUUCAUGGGAAAUGCCCCCGCUAGCGGUGUGAUGGGCAUGGCCCCCAGAAUGAUGGCGCCACAUGGUGGUGCCAUGCCUGCAGGCAUGGUGCCUGCCCAGGGCAUGUACGCCAUUCAGCCUGGGCAACAAGCUCAGUGGAACAUGGCUCAGGUGAGCCACCAGAUGUCAGGCUUGCAUCUGAACGGUGCCGCUGGACACAUGGCCUUCACUCAGCCUCCAGCUGCAAUGGGUGGUUGGGCCGCGCCCGGAUCCGGCCAAACUCUGAGCACACAGCUAUGGAAGUGAGCUUUAGGUGGGACAAUGGUCAGACAGAGGAAGAGUUGUGGUUGUGGGAGGUGCAAAAGAUUUUUUUUGUGUUCCUCUGCACCACACUUUGAACUGAUGUUGAAUUCCACUGUGGACCAGCCUUCAAGAACAUGAAAAUUGUAUCUCUACCUGCCCCAUCUCCUUCUACUGUCACCGUCUCUCUAUCGUGAGUGAGUGGACUCUAUGCACGCACACUUCUGCAUUUUGGUUACGGAGGCGUGCUAACUUCCAGUCGCCAGACGAACACAUUGAGAACAACGACACUUUUGAACUUUUCAAAAAAUGCUCGAGUCGUGUCUAAAGGAAUGACACAGUUGGCAUGAAUGCUGCACUGUAUUACCUUCCUAAUUACCGCUUUAAAGUGCCUAUGACAGAAAAAAAGCAUGGUAUUACAUAUUUCAUGCGGUGUUUAAUGCUCCUGAAUGAAAUGGACCGCUUGGAUGUGUGUGGAAGUGAUCGGUUCAUUUAUUCAAUUUUUUUAAUCCCACGCCAUAAAAAUGAGUGACUUCCUGGAUUGAGGAAGAAUGUGACAUCAGCCGGGUCACCAUCUCACAAUACAGCCAUUAGCCAUAGCAUGCAGAAGGGCUGCUCCGAUUUUGCGGAUUAAUUUAUUUUUCGCAUUACGCCAGCCCAAUGUGCUGCAGGGUUUUGUAGCUUCACCAGGGAGAGGCGUGUGAGCCUUUUUGUGUUUCAAAAAAUUUCCGCUCACCGCACAGAGAAUGGCCAAAACAAGUCCAACAACUGUGGGACCAUUGGACCGACGAGGAAGUGAGUAAACUACGUGUUUUGUAUUAUGUCAAAUACUGGGAUCAUGGCGAACAUUUUAAUAAGGAGGUGGCUUGCAUUUUGUGAGUGUCAAUGCUCCCUAUCCACCGAGAAGGCCACACGGCCGAUGACCAGCGGCUUGUAGCACACCCCCUUAGACCUCUUCGCGUGCCCGCCCACAUAGCGCUUUCCUUGGCUUUCCCCAGAGCAGCUCCCCGCUCUGACAUCGGCUGGUUUGUCCACGUUGGCGUUCAUUCCCUUCUCUGCCUGCCCGCUGGGCCCCAGCAGAACGACGAGCCGAGACUUGCUCGCCGCCGGUGUUCUGUCAAAUUUUGUUUUGCACCCCAUCGGAAAUUGCAACUUUGUGUUAAAAUGGCUGCAAAUGCCGUGAAAAUAUUGGAGUAGAGAGAUUGAAACAGUGAUGACAUUUUGCUGCUUUGUGUAGCAUUUUCCUUGUUCUGAAUCUUCCCCCUCAAUGGGCUGAAUUCUAAAUCAGCUGAAUUCGUGACCUGCCGACAUCAUCCAGCUGGGGACGCUAGAGUGCUAUAAUCACAGGCGAGGCUAAACGGCAGAUUAAAACACUAAUUUCUCGUCAUCUGUGCUUUGCCAAAUUGUUAUAUAUAGUUGAAAUUUCUCAAAAUAUGAUUUUAAUUCACAUAAUAAUGCUAUUUCAGAUUUUUUUAUGCUGUCACAGGCACUUUAAGCAGUUUUGGAUUGUUUACUUCCUAGCGUAUUGGUUCCCUAGUGUGUGAAAGUACGGCACGACCCGUAGUGAAAGCAGAAGUGAGGGGUCUGUCCAUAAAAGAAACUUGAAAGUAUGGAACUGGUUUGACUUUUCCCAACACAACAAAAUGCGAAAAACAAAUACUUACAGUGGUUGAUAUGAAAAGGUAUGCAACUCAGAAAAUGCAGUUAACCUGUUUAACCAACUGAAGAGAUGGAAAUUGACCUCAGAUAUCUUAAAUAGUUGUACCUUAUUAUGAGUUAACCCAUUACUAAUUUUCCACCCUGAUAUUGCCAUGCCCACAUUAACUCGGAAUGCCGUGAAAGCUCAUCUGCCGUGCUUUCGACAUACAUAGGACUUCACAUCACUUUGUUCGGUGGAGUCAAAUUUAUUUAUAUAAACCUAAAUCACCGAAAGAUUUUUUAAGUCUUUACAGACAAACUGCAAAUGGACAUGCAAAUAAUAAAAGAAAUAUUAGAAAUACAAAUCAGAUGUCAUCUCUCGAUCUAAUUUCCACCCCCCCCCCCCCCCAAUGGACAAGGAAAAACAAAACAAAACAUCUGAUGGAAAAAAAGUCAAUUGUUAGUCAAUGUUAGAAAAAUUACUUUUUGAUUUCUUUAUCGCAUAGGCAUGUACAGAUAUAUGUAAAAUGAAAGCAGAAAACAGACUGGUAGUAAACAUACUAUUGUUUUAGAUAUGGUUUUAAUGCUUAAAAUUAAGUAAGCACUUCAGUAUGUACAAACUGGCUUGAUGGAAUAAAUGGUUUUGGGGGUGACAGCCUUGACAUUUCCUUGAUCCACCCCCCACCAUUCCAUGCUGGGAUCCUUGUUUGUUCAUUGAGCACUACAGCAUGGCUGUAACAUAGUGCUGCACAUGGAGAUUGAACAUUAAUUCAAUGCUUUGUGAUUGGUGCAAACACAAUGAGAUUUGGGUUAUAGAAACAAAAUGCAAUCUAUCAUAAAAUGACCAGCAUGUACAUCGAUGUUUUCAUCGAUUGAGAGUUUGCAACAGAAUGAACACCGCAGUGUUGGCUCAGUUAGCUAUCACAGUUUUUAAAAAGUGAGAUGAGAUUUCGACUCCGCAAGGUACCAGCACUGAACUAAUGUUGAGUAAAUCUAUUUACACAAACUUGUUAUAAAAUAUUUAAAGAAUUAAAGUAAUUUUGUUGAGAGUUGUCAUCCCAUUAGGUUGAAAUAAGAAAACCGGAAAGUGGUACGCCUCCAAAUCUUUCACCUGAAAAUGCUAAAUGUGUUGUCGUGCAUACUGUCCAUUGGGAGUCUUACAACCUGGCAGAUUCUGCCUGUCGUAUGGUUUUUGAUUAUUUUAGUUUCCUUUUUUUUUUCUUCUUUUUUUUGGAAAACAAAAAAAUAAGGAAUAAACAUCCAAACAAGAAUUAUAUUGACAUAUCAGAAAAGCUGCAGGACCAGUUACACAAACUUUUAUUGUAUCACUGUAUCAUUAAGAUUAUAGAACAUUAAAAUGAAUAGUAUUUAAAGGGAGAAGAUAGAGCUUAUCCAGUCUGUCAGUACAGCUCCCCGAGUGUACAGCGCUGUAUAACUUUAAAGUACUUGUGGUUCGCUAUUCAAAAAUAAAAUCAUAAAUGCUG